UGAAUUUUGGCAUUUUACAUUCUUCGAGAUUGGUAUUAUGAAUCGGUAGGUUAUGUCCGGUUAUAACGAAUAUUCUCGUAAUAAAUCACACUUUAACAAGAAUGGUGCGUCGAUCUGCGUUGGUUUACGAUCUGCUUCGUACCGAGCAGCCACCCGAUGGCUUUUCUAAGAAGGAGAUACUGACGCACAUCAGCGACAAAUAUGACAUAGCGGUCGGUAAGGCUCUUCGGAGAGACAUCACCGUCGCUUUACGUCGUGGUCUGGACUUCGGUAUACUCGCUAAGAAGAGAAACAAAUUCAGGUUUAAUCCUGACUUUUAUCAAACUACAAAUUCAAGACGCAAUUUACUAUCAGCAACUACUAGAAAGAAUAUGAAUACGAAAAAGAAGAAGAGGAACAGUAAGAAGAAAACAACUGGCAAAUCGAAUGUAACUAAAGAACGGCGACAGCAACGAAGACGAUCUUCGAAUCGUGGAAGAAGUAGAGAUCGUAAACAAUCAAACCCGGUACCACAACCUAAAUUGCCCAGACCGCCUUCGUGGUCACCGAAAAGACGACUCCUUAUCGAGGAGCCUAUACCGAAGGUCAAACAUUUCUAAAUCAGAAUAGAUCUCUUCAUUUAUAAUUUUUAUUAAAUUACGAAUAUUCAAUAUUCGUUUAGAUAAAUACGAAAUUGGCUAUCAUAAAAAUAAAUUGAUACAAUCGCGU
Trachymyrmex cornetzi is the source of this 708-nucleotide messenger RNA. RefSeq lists its product as uncharacterized. Bases 102 to 599 code for a protein of 165 amino acids. The record is from RefSeq and is a predicted model, not a curated record. Lineage: Eukaryota; Metazoa; Arthropoda; Insecta; Hymenoptera; Formicidae. The transcript has 2 exons.